Alosa sapidissima (American shad) is the source of this 2392-nucleotide messenger RNA. RefSeq names its product septin 5a (gene septin5a). Gene Ontology annotation, molecular function: GTP binding; molecular adaptor activity; GTPase activity. Gene Ontology annotation, cellular component: cell division site; synaptic vesicle; microtubule cytoskeleton. The transcript has 11 exons. Gene Ontology annotation, biological process: cytoskeleton-dependent cytokinesis; regulation of exocytosis. NCBI's taxonomy places the organism in Eukaryota, Metazoa, Chordata, Actinopteri, Clupeiformes, Clupeidae. The coding region runs from base 364 to 1491 and encodes 375 amino acids. The record is from RefSeq and is a predicted model, not a curated record.
UGCCUUAGGCGAAUGAAAGAGAGAGAGAAAGAGAGAGAAAGAGAGAGAGUGAGAGUACUCAGGAAAAUAAAAAGAUUGCGUGAGGUUUGAAACAGUUACUACGUGAGAGAGUAGAGGAGGGAGAGGGAGAGCGAGACAGAGAGAGGCAGGGACAAGGAGGAGAAGAAGAAGAAGAAGCAAUAGAGAAAGAGGGCGGAGAGCAGGAGGACCUGAAGACCGAGCGAGAGAGCAAGAGAGCGAGCGGGUUUUGGCGAGAGUUUUGGCGAGCGAGAGUUUUGCGCCGUGCGAGGCUGAGUAAGGGAGAACGAGAGCGAGAGCGUGGCUUGGGUGGGGCUGGCUACUGUGGCCGUGGCCAGUGCUGGAAUGGAUGCAAUCUUACAGGAGAAGCUCGCCGAGAAACUCCUCUGCCCACGAGCACGGAGCUCCAGACAGAAGGAUAGGCAGUAUGUGGGUUUCGCCACGCUCCCUAACCAAGUCCACAGGAAGUCUGUGAAGAAGGGCUUUGACUUCACACUCAUGGUGGCUGGUGAGUCUGGGCUUGGCAAGUCCACUCUGGUGAACAGCCUGUUUCUCACAGACCUCUACAAGGACAGGAAGCUACUGAACGCAGAGGAACGCAUCAGCCAGACGGUAGAGAUCACCAAACAUACGGUGGACAUUGAAGAGAAGGGUGUGAAGCUCAAGCUCACCAUCGUGGACACACCCGGCUUUGGAGACGCCGUCAACAACAACGAAUGCUGGAAGCCCAUCACAGACUACAUUGAUCAGCAGUUUGAGCAGUACUUCAGAGAUGAGAGCGGGCUCAACAGAAAGAACAUUUUAGACAACCGUGUACACUGCUGUCUAUACUUCAUACCACCAUUUGGACAUGGGCUGAGGCCGAUCGAUGUGGAGUUCAUGAAGGCCCUUCACGAAAAGGUGAACAUCAUUCCUCUUAUCGCCAAGGCUGAUUGCCUCACCCCCAAUGAGAUCAAGAAACUCAAGGACAGGGUACGAGACGAGAUUGAGAAGUUUGGGAUCAAAGUCUACCAGUUCCCGGAGUGCGACUCAGACGAGGAUGAAGAAUUCAAACAGCUGGACAAAGAGCUGAAGGAGUGUACACCGUUUGCAGUGAUCGGCAGUAACACAGUGGUGGAAGCGCGGGGCCAGCGAGUGCGGGGGCGUGUCUACCCCUGGGGCAUCGUAGAAGUGGAGAAUCAGUCCCACUGUGACUUUGUGAAGCUUCGGAGCAUGCUGAUUCGCUCACACAUGCACGACUUAAAGGAUGUGACCUGUGACGUCCACUACGAGAACUACAGAGCACAGUGCAUACAGGAUAUGACGAGUAAACUAACUCAGGAUAACCGUGUGGACAGUCCAAUCCCCAUCCUGCCUGUCCCAACUCCAGAUGCAGAGACGGAAAGACUCAUCAAGAUGAAAGAUGAGGAGCUGAAGCGGAUGCAGGAGAUGCUGGAGAAGAUGCAGCAACAGAUACAUGAGAAAGACCAGUGAAGAUGAUACCACCACCCCCCCUAACAGAUACAUGAGAAAGACCAGUGAAGAUGAUAACACCCCCCCCCCAACACACACACACACACACACACAUACACAUAGAGACAUGCACACACACACACACACACACACAUACAUAGAGACAUGCAUAGACACAUCUAAAAACAGAAAAAUGCUCACAAACAGAUCUUACAGACAGCACACACACACACUCUCUCUCUCUCUCACACACACACACACACACACACACACAUACAUACAAACACUCACCUCUCUAACUUUAAGACCCAACUCUCCAGUGCACUCCGUUCUAGACCCUGGCCUGUAAAUGAUGCUUGUGCCCCAGUGGCCUAUUCUCUCCUGUCCCCCAGCUGGUCAGUUUGCCUGGCGCUUCUAGUCUGCUCCUCUGCCUGGCCAAUACAGCGAUGGAUCAAUGUGCUUUACCUUUCCUACCUUUUUCUGAAUGGACUAAGUAUCUUGCUAUGAAUUAUAGGCUAAUAUAAUGAUGAUAUUAAUGUAUGAGUGACAUCGAAAUGAGUCUAAUUUAUAUUUAUGCUCGCUAUUGUUGUUUAUUUUUUACAUUCGGAGUCAUAUCUUGAAUACGCUUAUGGUACAUUGUUUUGUAAAGCGGUCUGUUUUUAGCUGGGCUGUUUUGGGGUUGAUUGCCCUUCAUGUACAACUGUAAGUGUGUGUGAAUGUGUGUGUGUGUGUGUGUGUGUGUGUGUGUGUGUGUGUGUGUGUGUGUGUGUGUGCGCGUGCGUGUCUGUGUGUGUGUGUGUGUGUGUGUGUUUGUGUGUCUUUGUAUUGAUGACUUGAGUCAUAGCUUUUUACAGUGCUAGCACUAAGUGAAUGUAAAAGUAAAGUUCCAGGUUAAAUUAACUAUUAAAGUACUUGAUUCAGA